Messenger RNA from Apiotrichum porosum, 4530 nucleotides. RefSeq lists its product as uncharacterized. Gene Ontology annotation, molecular function: protein binding. The transcript is spliced from 3 exons. The coding region runs from base 1 to 4530 and encodes 1509 amino acids. NCBI's taxonomy places the organism in Eukaryota, Fungi, Basidiomycota, Tremellomycetes, Trichosporonales, Trichosporonaceae. The record is from RefSeq and is a predicted model, not a curated record.
AUGGACAGCUCCUCCGCGAGCCCGUCGCCUCACCUGCGGCGCGCGGUGCUUUCCCCGUCCCCGUCACAUGUGCCCUUGCCCCCGAGCGGCCCAUCCAGCAGACGCGGCUCGAGCACCAGCGCAGGCGGCGUCGGCGGCGUCGGCGGCAGCAGCAGUAACGGCGCACGAGGUCCUCCGUCCAGCAUCCCGCCGCUCAUGUCCGUCAGUCCACGCACUCUAUUGCGUCCCAGGCUCGACCGCGGGACCACCAACCUCACGGCAGCUGCAGGGACCCUGUUGAGUGGGUCGCUGCUGAGGGAGGAUCCAUUCUGGGAAGGUGCAACCAUUACCGUCAACCAGCCCGUGGGCAGCCUCUCCAUCUCGCCAAACUCGCGCGAUGUAUGUCUGGCUUCACGCAAGGGCCUGUACAUUCUCGACCUCAAGAACCUCGAGUCUGCUCCUCGCUUUGUCCCACAAGGAGGAACAUGGCAGAUUGCCGACUGCCAGUGGUCACCGCACGCAGUAACAGACAACCUCAUCCUGUCAACCUCGAGCCAAAAGCUGUUGGUAUGGGACCUCGCGGCCCAGGUGCCCCUGUUCCAGAGCGUGGACGCACACGAGCGCGCGAUCACGGACAUUAACUGGCACGCCAUCGAUCCCAACCUCAUGGCAACUGUCGCGAUGGACGCAGGCAUUCGCGGAUGGGACCUCCGCAUGGGUUGUUCCAGGCCGUUCAUGCGCUUGUCAGCAUGGGGUGCGGCGGGAACCCAAGUCAAGUGGAACCGUCGUGCGGAACAUAUUCUUGCUACCGCGCACGGCAAGGAGGUUAUUGUCUGGGACCGCCGUAAGGGUUCUAUCCCUCUAUCCGUACUCAAAGCACACGACGCAAAGAUCUACGGCAUUGACUGGGACAGGCGCGUAGCGCAGGAACUCGUCACUUGUUCCCUUGACAAGACCAUCAAGACCUGGCACCUGCCAGAACUCGGACGGCUCGACGGCGAAGACCCAGCCGACAAGCCCUAUGUCGCACGCACAAUUGUGACAGAGUACCCCGUGUGGCGAGCACGCAACCUCCCCUUUGGAAACGGUGUCCUCUCACUUCCACAGCGUGGCGAGACAGCCCUGGAAAUGUAUGGCGCCAAUGGCGACAUUCCUGUCGAACGCUUCGAGGGCGCACAGAACCAGGUCAAAGAGUUUGUGUGGCGCGUCCGCGGAGGCGACGACAUGGCCUGCGAGGACCGCGAUUUUCAACUCGUCACCUGGAGCAAGGACCGCAAACUGCGCGUGUGGCCCGUUCCACGUGAAGUGUGUGAGCGUGUGGGUUACAAGCGCGGCACUCCCAUCACAGUCCUAGUCUCGCGCAAGGGCGCCGACCCAAAGAGGACGUUUACUGCGAUCCCGGGCGAGUGCACCGGCACAUCUCGACUACCACUCCCCAUUGUUGACAACCACACGCCAAUGGCGCCAAGUGGUAUCGCGAGGCAACGGCUAUUGGCGCACCCUCGUGAGAGCGGCAUGACGCGCGGCGGUGGAACUGCCCGCAAAAUGGACCAAAUCGAGUGGCUCACAAAGGUCGUCAAGACUGGCCCAAAUGCCAACGUCGGCAACUCGGACUCGUCAGCUGGUCCCAGCCGUGCCCCAUCAACUUCCGGGGACAGCAUGUCACGUUCGCGCAGCCGCAGCAAGACGCUCGGAGAUGGUAUCCGUCCGCUCAGCAUCAACCGCGCCACGUCAAUGUCGCGGGUCGGCUCCGCGAAUGAUUCGAGCUAUGCCAACAGUGAUUUUAUCCCCCUCAAGGAUGAGGUGCUGCUCGUUCACAAACUGUUUCCAAAGUCAAAGGUCAACUUUGAAAAGGUCGACCUUUCUCUCCGCAAACUCACAAUGUCGCUCAACGGUCCAUGGGCCAACGGUGACCGUUUUGCGUUUAUCCGCAUUCACUGGUCAUUCCCUCCCAACUACCCAUACGCUCCGGAAAUCCCAACCUUUGAGCUUGAGCGCAACGCGACUGUCUCGCCCAUCACACGCCAUCGCAUGGUGUCAACCAUCAAAGAGCUUCGUGCCAGUAGCCGCCAGUGUCUCGUCGCCGUCACCGAGUUUUUGCUGGGCUAUCACGAGCGCACAGGUAGGCGCGUGUUGGACGACGAGGGCAGCCAGUCCGACUCGGACGCACCGGCCCUCACGCAAAAUGUACCAAUGUUGGUGCGCACCACAGGAGCCGUAUUUGGUCCUAAUGGACAACUGGCGUGCUUCUUCCCCAAGCAGACAGUUCUACCUCGCGCCCGCACGUCCGCAUCGCGUUCACCGUCUGGCCAACGGGACCCCUUCAACACCCCGCUCAAUCGUGCCAUUGCUGCCCUAGGUCGUUUGGAAAAUCCCAACAGACCCAUGGCAUCGCGGUCCCGCAGGCAUGUUCGGAGGCUCAAGGGUAUGCUGGCGCCCGAGCAGGCGCGCUCCACCCUCACACUUCACAAUGUGUCCCACAUCGUGAAAGAACCUGACAUGACUCUUGCCGCUCAAUAUUCCACCACGUCCAUUGACGCCAACCUCGUGUACGCUGUUGAUGCGAAACGGUUGGACCACGCAGAGAUCUGGGCCUCUCUCCGUGCCCUCCUGCACGACCCGCCACCACCAUACUCUUCCCAUCCAGCACUCCGGCGUGAGGAUGACCCCCGUCGUGAUCGUGUCAUGUGGGAGCGUGAAAUGGAACGCAAACGAACGGUGAUUGAUAUGCUCUUCGACCGACUCAUGGAUGACGCCGACAUUCAACUACUUGCUCUCGUGGCGUGUAUCCUCAUGGAACAUGACCGCACAGCACCACCGCCACCUGUUCAUGAAAGCCUGGUUCACCAUUCCCCUGAGCAAGACUACUUUGUCCUCCCCACCACCGGAGAUAACGGUGAUCAGCACCGAGCUUCGACACUCACCAUUGGUUCGUCACACACUGCCGGCCGUCGCCACUCGAGCCUUACGCCCACGACCCCGCCAGUCCCAUCAUCUGGACCCAGCAGCUUGAGAACAUCGGGCUGGAGCCAGAUUCUCAUGAACCCGUCGUCCAUCUCGCUGCGUGGAAUGACUCUCACCCCACGCGACCGCACAAGCUUUGACGUCUUGUCGAUGCCCCGCACACCAGCAGAUGUCAUUGACGAGACUCAACCGACACACACACGCUCUGGCAUGAUCAUCCCAAGGGGCGAGGUUGUUGCGUCUCCACUGGCGUCCAGUGCGCCAAAGAACGCUGGCUUUGGUGCCUCACCUCGACGUAUCCUGGAACGCCGAGACAGCCAGCAGCGCCAAAGCCGUGACCCUCGCCCACGCCCACUCAACUCACCCGGCAACACUGCUAUCACUGCUCCGCACACGGGACGUUCUAGUGUUAACGAUCGUGAUCGGUCCGGCUCGAGUGACGCGGCUGCUGGCGGGAGCGGGUGGAGCAGCGUCCCGGGAUCUCGCGCGACAAAAGUGUCAUUUGGCAGCGGGUCACCGCUCCGGCGUGCCUUCUCACGCCACGCCAUCGCUCUUGGUCCGCAGCUCGAACGGCGCCGCCGGCAUCAGACAUGUUCUGUGCGUCUCGAUUUCGGUGCCCUCGAUAUGGAGGAGAUAUCGGCUCCUACGUCACUCCUACGCCCUGAGCGUCUCCCCUUUGCCGAGGUCUGGAAACUGGCGUAUGCCGACAUGCUCCUCCGAGCAGGUCUUGUUGGACGACGCACCGCCAUCCUCCAGUACCACUUUGCGACCGUUGAAGGCGGAAUGCCAGGCGCCGCGUCGGGCGAGAUGGGGCGCCCACAGCUUGAACUGGCGACGGUGUGCCGGUACUGCAAUGACAGCUUCGUGCCACCGGGCCAAGAUACGUGCUCAACGUGUGAACGGCCUCGGGCACCCCCUAUGUGCUCUUGCUGUCGCGAGCCCAUCAGGGGCCUCGCAACAACGUGCACUGUCUGCUCGCACACGUCGCAUACUCGUUGUAUUGUCAGCAUCCUCAAUACCAGGGAGGACCACUGCCCCGCGUGCGAGUGCCACUGCCUUGCGGAACGUGGUGUCAGUGGCGGAUUCGCCACAACGUUCCGACCGCCCGAUUCCACCGCCGUGUCGUAUGGCUUUACACCUGACGCCCUAGGUGUAGGCCUAGGAGGUGUGGGCAACGCAAGCCCCUACGGGGGUAUGGCAAGUCCAUACGGAGGAGAGGUCACAGGUCAAUUUGCUGGCCUUGGCGGGCCAGGGGGCCUCAGCCUCAAUCUCGGACCGAUGGGCAUGAUGGGUGUCGACCUUGCCUCCCCUGGCCUCCGCCGCCUCACGCCGUCCCCUACGGGCAUGAACUUUGACGGCCCUCAUGCAUCUGGCAACAUGCUUUCGUCCCCACCCCACCCGCCUGGUUGGCCAAGUAAAGGUGGUCUGGCCGGCGGUGGAGGAGCGCUGGAGCUCACCGAUGAAAGUGACCCACCUGCCGCCGCAGGCGUUCCGCCAUCUCCACCGCUCAUGGCACCGCAACCGCAAGGCAUGUUGGCCAGGACGAGGUUGAGGGCUCUCGGGACGGAAGGGAUUCUCGGGUGGUAG